This is a messenger RNA of Paramecium sonneborni, 241 nucleotides long. Lineage: Eukaryota; Ciliophora; Oligohymenophorea; Peniculida; Parameciidae. The record is from the annotation of a GenBank genome assembly.
AAUGGGAUACACUUUAUAAAAAGAAUCCAAAGAAAGACUUUAAAAUUAUGUAAUACUUAUUUUUUUUCAAUUUUUUCUCAGAGCUGGAGGCCUAUAGAAUGAAAACUGUUUGAAAAAUGGUAAUUGGAUUGAUUUGGAUUUUGGUUUUUGUUUUGGGCUAAAUUAAGUAAUUUUUAAGGGAGAGUAUAAAAAUGGUGUUAAAACUAAAGAAUUUGAAGAAGAGGUUUAAAAAUAAGUCUGA